AUGGCUAUCAAUGGGCUUUUCUUCUGUUCCAGCGAUGCUGCCGUGCUGGAAGAGACGAGCCGUGCUGAGGGUGCCCAACAAAAACUGCUCCAUACCUUCGGCUCAAAACCUCCUCAAAACAGUGCUGCCGGUCACGAGGAAGAACGAAACUACGCUUGCGAUAUCUGUGGCCGAAGAUUCACUUCGAAAAAAUAUCUGAAAAAACACCGGCAACGUCACAACACGGAUGAGCAACAACAGCUGGAGUGCGACAUCUGCGGCAAAACUGUUAGCUCAAGCGAGAAUCUCAGCAGACAUAAGGCCAUCAAUCAUCGAUUGGAAAAGACGCUCAAAUGUGCACGGUGCGAUAAGCGGUUUCACUUCAACUCACAGCUCAAAACUCACGAAAAAAUUCACAGCUCAGAUCGGAGCAAGGAGUACAAAUGUGACGUGUGCGGUAAAGAUUUUUACAUGAAAUCAGCCUUUACGGUGCACCAGAAGACGCACAGCACGGAUCGGCCGUACGAGUGUCCGCUGUGCGGUAAACGUUUCCUCCAGCAGUCCGGAUUGGCGUACCAUAUGCGGUGCCACAGCGGUGAGCGACCGUACCGGUGCGACAUCUGUGGUUCGUCGUACAAAUCAACCAGCAAUUUGGGAGAACAUAGGAAAAUCCAUCGGGCCGUCGUCGUUGCUUCGGAACCGUUCAAGUGUGACCGUGAUGCCACAUUAUUGGAUGAGACGAUCCGAGCUGAUGAACGGCAACAAAAACAAAUCCGUAUAUCCGUUUCGAACACGAACAGUGCUGCCAGUAGUCACGAGGAAGAGCCGAAGUACGCGUGUGAUAUGUGUGAUCGAAAGUUCGCUGUUAAAAGCUAUCUCGUCAGACACAGACGACUUCACAACCCGAAGGAAUCACAGGUAGCGUGUGACAUCUGCGGCAAAAUUGUUAGUUCAAAGAAUAACCUUUACACACAUAAAACCGUCAAACAUGGAUCGGAAGGGCGUUUCAAGUGUGAGGUGUGCGAAAAGCGCUUCCACAGCAACGCCAAACUGAAAGCGCACCAAAAAAUUCACAGCACCGAUCGGCGGAAGGAAUACGACUGCGAAGUGUGCGGCAAAUCUUUCUGCCUGAAAGGAGGAUUAACGCAACACCUGAAAAAACACCGGACCCAUCCACCCCCGGAUCCUGAACAAAAAAGCCCGGAUCCUCAGCACAAGUGCCCUGUCUGUGGAAAAGCAUUCCUACAACAAUGCAGCGUAACAGAACACAUGCGCUGUCACAGCGAUGAGCGACCGUACAAGUGCGACAUCUGUGGUUUGUCGUACAAAUCACCUAGUGGUUUAAGUAAACAUAAAAGAGCUCAUACUGUCAUCGGGUCUAGUACAAAAACGUUCAAAUGUGAAGUGUGCGAUAAGCGGUUUCAUUUCGACUCAAAGUUAAAAGAUCACCUGAAAAUUCACAGCGCCGAUCGCCGAAUGGAAUACCGAUGUGAACUGUGCGGCAAAGACUUUUACUGGAAAGGAUCGCUAACGGUACACCUGAAAAUUCACACCACCACGGAUCCUGAACACAAAUGUCCGAUCUGUGGAAAAGGAUUCCUACAGAAAAGCAGCGUAGCAGCGCACAUGCGCUGUCACAGCGAUGAGCGACUCAACACGGAUAUUUCGAAGCCAAAACGUACCGGUGGUGAUGGCAGCGGCCAGUCGAAAUACAUUUGCGAUAUCUGCGGCAAAGGAUGUGGUACAGCAAAUUACCUUUCACUGCACCGGAAGACCCAUGCCGGUGAACGACCCUAUAAAUGUGACUUAUGUAACAAGUCUUUCAGCACCACCGUCCAGCUGGGCAACCACAAAGCGAAUCAUGUGCGGCAUCAAAAAUUCAAAUGUGAAACGUGUGACAAAGAGUUUUCGUUGAAAAAACAAUUUAAUGCCCACCUAAGGGGCCACAAGAAGGACCGUUCCUUCCAGUGCUCCGUCUGCGAAAAGGCAUUCCUGACGCAGAGUUUGCUGCAAAACCAUUUGCGCUGUCACAGCACUGAACGACCGCACACGUGCGACAUCUGUGGAUCAUCGUACAAAACGGGCAGUUCUCUGAACUCACACCGAAAAACCCACGCCUACCUUGUGCCGAAACCUUUCCGGUGUGACCUGUGCGAUGCGCAGUUCGUUCAGAAAAGUAGCCUCACUUGUCAUCGAAAAAAGCACCUGCUGGCGGAUCGGCAGUUCGAAUGUUCCCGCUGCGGGCUUAAUUUUUGCUCGAAGAAAAGCCUGAUUAUGCACAAAAGGCGUAACGUGAGCGGUAGGUGUCGGUCACCCGAUGAAACUGGCCACGGUGUUGGUUCAGAACAUGGAGAGUAUCAUAGCAAUGUACCGAAGGACCAGGGUGGUAAACACGUUUGCGACAUCUGUGGUAUGGAAUUCAACAAAAUGUUAACUCUCACGAAACACAGAAGGAUUCACAGCGAGUCGCAAGGAGCGUUUGAGUGUGACAUAUGUAGCAAAACUUUUUUCACGCAGAAAGCUGUAAAGUAUCAUAGACACGAAGAACAUAAGCGGGAAGGUUAUUGCAAAUGUAAAUUCUGCGGUAAACCGUUCGACACGACUAAACUGUUGCAAAGCCACUUGAGAAGGCACCACACAUACCGUCCACACCGGUGUCUGGUUUGUGGAGAAGGUUUUAAGUUUAAACGUAGGCUCUUUCAGCAUGUGCGUUGCCACACCAGCGAUGGACUGUUUAAAUGUGACAUUUGUGGGGCAUCCUAUGUGUGUCCUUAUAGUCUUAAAGAUCACCGAAAAACUCAUGCAGAGAAGGCCCGUCCCCAGGAGUGUGAUACUUCUAAGGAAAUUCGUUCGGCAGGGGAACUCGCUCGAGAAAUUCACAAAAAUAUUCAUACAGCCAUUUCGGAGACCAUCUGUAGCGAAAGCGGUCAGGUCAAUUGCUUGGAACGAGAAGAAACAAAACCUCGUCUGAACGAAAGUGAGCAAAAGUCCCACAACAACGAACGGACCGUUUCGAAGAGCGACUGCGCUGAAAGCGACCAGGAAGAUACCAACUCAGAACCAACAGAUCGGCCCUACAAGUGUUCGUACUGCGGAAGGCGGUACGAAAUUCGCAGUAGGCUCUCGGAACAUAUGCGGCGUCACAGCGAUGCCCGACAGUUCAAGUGCGACAUCUGUGGUUCAACAUACAAAAGAGCGAGUACGCUGCGAUCGCACAAGAAAAAACACGCCUACCUUGUUCCGAAACCUUACGAAUGUGACCUAUGCGGGGCACGGUACGUGUACAAGGGUGGCAUCAAAGAUCACAUGAAAUCGCACACCAUGGAACUGCCCUAUAAGUGUCGGUUUUGCACGGAAGGAUUCCGAUUCAAGGGCGGGCUCAAAGAGCAUAUGCAGCAGCAUCGCGGUCAGAUAAAGUAUAAAUGUGACAUCUGUGGCCUGCCGUACAAGACACUGGGUGGAGUACGUAACCACCGGAAAAUACACACCUCCGACGAGUCGAAGGAUUUCAACUGUGAAGGGCUACUUACAGUUUUUCCGAAGAAAUAA
Sabethes cyaneus is the source of this 3528-nucleotide messenger RNA. Its product is annotated as zinc finger protein 62 homolog. Gene Ontology annotation, molecular function: RNA polymerase II transcription regulatory region sequence-specific DNA binding; DNA-binding transcription factor activity, RNA polymerase II-specific. The record is from RefSeq and is a predicted model, not a curated record. NCBI's taxonomy places the organism in Eukaryota, Metazoa, Arthropoda, Insecta, Diptera, Culicidae. Gene Ontology annotation, cellular component: nucleus. The coding region runs from base 1 to 3528 and encodes 1175 amino acids. The transcript is spliced from 4 exons. Gene Ontology annotation, biological process: regulation of transcription by RNA polymerase II.